AUGCUUUUUGGUCGCCUUCUCGGCGCGGCCGCGUUUUCUGCCAUCGUCAAGGCUGUUGAGCUAUCGGGCUAUGAGUACAUCGUGGUUGGCUCUGGGGCAGGAGGUGGUCCUUUAGCGGCGCGACUCGCCUUGGCAGGUCAUAGCACCCUUCUUAUCGAAGCUGGAGAUGAUCAAGGAGCGAAUUUGAACUAUACUGUUCCGGCUUUCUCUGCGACAGCAUCCGAGGAUGAAUCUCUCGCAUGGAACUUCUACGUCAAGCACUACGCCGAUGAGUCUCGGCAAAAGCUCGACUUCAAGACAACAUACGAAACUCCCGACGGCAAAGAGUACACGGGCUUGAACCCACCGGCCGGUUCCACAAUGAAGGGCACACUUUAUCCCCGUACCGGAACGCUUGGUGGCUGUACCGCACACAAUGCCCUCGUUACCGUCUACCCGCACGAUUCUGACUUCGAAUACCUCGCCACACUCACUGGAGAUGGGUCAUGGUCACCCGACAAUAUGCGCAAAUACUUUAAGCGCAUGGAGAACAACCGCUACCUCCUCCCAUUACUUAAGGGCCACGGCUAUCAUGGUUGGUUGAGCACUGAGACCGCGCCACUAAGUAUUGUUUUGGAAGAUCCCCAACUUCUAAGCAUGCUGCUUGGCGGAGCAUUUUCCCUAGGCAAUGUGACUAAGUCAGUUUUCAACAUCGGUACCCUACUCGCAGGAGACGCAAACUCGGCCGCAAACCACCGCGAUACCUCACCUGGAUACUAUCAAGUCCCCCUGGCCUCCGAUGGGAGCUCUCGUAACGGUCCUCGCGAGUUCGUGACUACCGUUAGGGAUGCGAAAAAUGCCGACGGGUCUAAGAAGUUCCCACUUGACAUUCGUAUGAACUGCCAUGUGACCAAGGUCACCUUUGACGAGGGUACCCCUCCCCGCGCUACAGGCGUCGAGUUUCUAGACGGCAAAUAUCUAUACAGCGCUAGUCCCCGCUCCAAGACCGCCGGCAAGGGAACACCAGGCUCAGCAGCAGCUUCGCGCGAAGUUAUCGUCUCCGGCGGCGUGUACAACUCGCCUCAGAUCCUGAAGCUUAGCGGUAUUGGACCAGGAGAGGAGCUCCAGAAAUUCGGAAUUAAGGUUAUCUCCAACCUUCCCGGCGUGGGCACGAACCUACAAGACCACUACGAAACCGCGGUGCAAGGUCAUGUCCCAAAGAACUUCACUGCCCUCGAUGGAUGCACGUUCAAUCAUGGUGAUGAUCCUUGUCUCGACCGCUGGAAUAAGCCAAUCCUUGGUAACCGCGGUAUCUACUCGUCCAAUGGAUUCGGAGCUGCGAUGCUCUACAAGAGCUCCGUGACUGCGGAUAAUAGCUUCGAUGUGUUUGUGUUCGGCGGCCCUGUCAACUUCCGUGGAUACUUCCCUGGAUACGGUGUGAAUAUCACCGAGCGCCAUGACUGGUUCACUUGGGCGGUCCUUAAGGCUCAUCCUCGUAACACAGCCGGGACUGUGAUGCUUCGCUCUGCCGAUCCGCUCGAUAUGCCCGAUAUUACUUUCAACUACUUUGACACUGGCUCUGGUGACUAUAAAAAGGAUUUGCAGGCUAUCACUGAGGCUAUUGGUGUUGCGCGUGGCGCCUUCGACCGUCAGUUGGUUGAUGUGUCUGAGGUCCUUCCUGGUGACGAUAUCCAGACCGAUGAAGAGAUCCAUGAUUACAUCAAGAAUACGGCUUGGGGUCACCAUGCUUCCUGUACUUGCCCUAUUGGAACUGAUGACGAUCCCAUGGCUGUUUUGGAUUCUAACUUCCAAGUUCGUGGCGUCUCAGGCCUUCGCGUGGUGGAUGCCUCCGUGUAUCCCCGUAUUCCCGGAACGUUUACUGCUCUUUCCACUUUCUUGGUGGCUGAGAAGGCAGCUGACGUGAUCCUAGACGCAGCUAAAGCGAGCCAGUGA
Messenger RNA from Penicillium samsonianum, 1932 nucleotides. Its product is annotated as GMC family oxidoreductase. The record is from RefSeq and is a predicted model, not a curated record. The transcript has a single exon. The coding region runs from base 1 to 1932 and encodes 643 amino acids. Lineage: Eukaryota; Fungi; Ascomycota; Eurotiomycetes; Eurotiales; Aspergillaceae. Gene Ontology annotation, molecular function: oxidoreductase activity, acting on CH-OH group of donors; flavin adenine dinucleotide binding.